Helobdella robusta is the source of this 639-nucleotide messenger RNA. RefSeq lists its product as hypothetical. Lineage: Eukaryota; Metazoa; Annelida; Clitellata; Rhynchobdellida; Glossiphoniidae. Bases 1 to 639 code for a protein of 212 amino acids. The record is from RefSeq and is a predicted model, not a curated record. The transcript is spliced from 4 exons.
AUGUGGAUAUCAUUAAAAACAUAUCCUGUUUGGCACCAGUGGGAGCGGGUUCUUUCUAUUGAGGUAUGUGGCUUCCAUGCGGUAAAACAUUCGGAUAUUAAAAAAUUCUGUUACGACAGUGGAGAUUAUUCUAAUUUAAAUGUCGACUUUAAUAAUGCUCAGCCCGCAUUACUUGAUUUGCAUCCUGGAUCGUCGGUUGAAGCGCUCUGGACCUCGUUUAGGAAUUUAAUUCUUGGUUUAACUGCAAAAUGGAGUUUGAAGGCUAACGUCAGUAAAUGCAGUUUGUUGACAAUAGGCAGAUGUUUCUCAAGGGAAUAUUUUAUCACUGAUUCAGAUGAUGUAGUUCAGGCCUUGCCAAGGGUGAAGAGUGUAUCUGACCUGGAUGUGGUAAUGGAUGAUCGCCUCCAAAUUAAAGAGCAUGUUUUGAGUAAAAUAAAAAAAUCUAACUCCAUGUCAAACAUUUGCAAAGUUGCGGGUACGAAAAAUCAAUUUAGCGAGAGAAAGAAAAAGAAGUGGGUCGACAUUGAUUUUAGAUAUCAGCUGCCAGCGGCCAAUGUGUCAAAUAUUGGUUUGGCACUCAAGUUGUUUGAGCAUAACCCAUUUGUCAACAUCAACAAGACCAAUAUUAUCAAAUAUUGA